Paramecium pentaurelia is the source of this 281-nucleotide messenger RNA. NCBI's taxonomy places the organism in Eukaryota, Ciliophora, Oligohymenophorea, Peniculida, Parameciidae. The record is from the annotation of a GenBank genome assembly.
AUGAACAGUUUAUAAGUAUCUGAAUUCUCAAAUCGUGUUUUUGAUCGUUAUGACAAAAAUCAUUCAGGAUUUAUUGAAAAAGAGGAAUUAAAUACAUUGUUGUAUAAUUUGGCAAUUGAAUUGAAUUCCUAGGUUUAUAUACUAAAAUAAAUUAGUAACCAACUAAAAAGGAAAUUGAUUAUAUGUUAUCUUAUUUAGAUUAAAAUAAUGAUAGUAAAGUUAGCAGAACAGAAUUUUAGAGAUUAGGAGAAUUAAUGGUUAAAGUUUUAGGAAACAAAUGA